Molecule: messenger RNA, 2778 nt
Organism: Juglans regia (Persian walnut)
Lineage: Eukaryota; Viridiplantae; Streptophyta; Magnoliopsida; Fagales; Juglandaceae
Exons: 8
Coding region: 169-2421 (750 amino acids)
Molecular function (GO): ubiquitin conjugating enzyme activity
Source: RefSeq, a predicted model, not a curated record
AUAUCUUAUGCUGAUGUGCUUCGUCAAAGGCGCGAAGCCAGAGAGCCAAAAGAAAUGCUCUCUCUCUCCAAACAGAAAAUCCAGGGAGCUGAGGCGAACCAAAAGCCGUCCUAGUCGUUAAGCCAUCAUCGAUUCUGCAGCGAGCCUUUUGGUCUUACUUUUUUCUAUAUGAAGCCGACCGAUUCAGCCGCAGCCGCCGCCGCCGCCAUGAAACGAGUGUUUUACGAAAACGGCUCUUUGUUCAUGGACCCUGAAGUCGUCGAAAUUACACCGACGAUUUUCCGACCUUACAAAUUGUUCAGAGAAAAAGAGGUUAUUCUGCAUGAUGUGAUCGAUAUAGACAAAGAUCUAGAUUCUUCUGAUGUCAUGCUCGGUAAUGAAAAAUUUGAUGCGAGUAACAAAGGGAAAGCAAUAGAAGAUGUUUCUCAUGGUUCUGAUGAUCAUCAAGCCAAGGAAGCUUUGGUCAAUUAUCUUUUGGGUGCUUCUGGUGUAGAAACCCUUGACCCAGUGAAUGGGGCUGAAUCUCCAGUGAGUUUUUCCCCCGUGUUGCAUAAUAUAAUCAACCUUGACAGUCAUGGUUCUGAUCUAUCUUAUGAUGAAAAUAAUGAUGUUUAUGUUGAUGAUUUUAUGGAUGUUGAUGAGUAUGCCAUUGUGCAAGCCCACUUUGAUAACAUGAAUAUUCCUCCUGGAAUAGAGGCACCUAUUCCUUGGUUGCCAUAUUUUGCUCAACAUAAGAAAAAGCCAAUUACUGGAGAUAGUUCACACUCUACGGGUGCUCAAAUCCACUUGGAUUCUGCUGGUACCAAUGAGAUAGCAUCAAGGUCUUCAUGGCCAGCAAAGCCUGUUCACAUAAACAGGAAUCCAAUUUCAGUGCACAGGUCAGGUGUGCAAACCAAAACGGAUUCCAUGGUUCCCUCUCCUGAAAUGGAUCUGUCUUCACCUCGGAAUCACCCACUAGUUUCCUCCGAUAAAAAGAAAUCAUCUACUUUGACGCAUAGAGGAAGUGCUCUGAAUCUCCCACCUGGUAAAGAAUCAUCUAAAUCACGCUGGUUUUUGGAGGCUUUCAAAAACAAGAAGAAGCCAGUUGCUUCAAGCAGUUCAAGUAAUUAUAGUUAUGUAAAUCAGUUUGACCCAGUCCUCCCUCCUGGAGUUGACUCAUCUAUUUGGGGACAUUAUAAGCCCGAGAUGGUAAAGACGCAAGUCGGUACAAGUACUCCAUAUUAUCCAACGUUCACAGUGCAUGGGGAUGCAUCGAAUUAUCCUCCUGGGGUUGAACCAUCUACACUCUGGCAGCCGGAGGCUUUAAAAGCUAAAAUGAUGGAGCCUUCUUUCACUAACCAUGCAGCAUACCCCGGUUUUUAUGUUCCAUUUCAUGGUUUACAUUCUCCUGAAGAAGUGGCAGAUAUCCCCUGGGUUCCGAAUUUUAUCCAAAAUCAGUCUAAUAUUGCUGAGGGUAAUUCAGCAUUUACUGUUGAGGCAAUCUCUGUCGGGGACAAAGAUGAAAAUUUCAGAAAGUUCCAGCUUUUUAAACAAUUUGAUACUGUUGAAGAUCACUCAGACCAUCACUAUUCUGGUCAUGGUUCCUCCAUGAAGCAGUCAUCAAAGAAUUGGGCAAAGAGGAUUCAGGAGGAGUGGAAGAUCCUGGAGAAGGAUUUGCCUGAUACAAUAUUUGUUAGGGUUUACGAAACAAGGAUGGAUCUUCUGCGGGCUGUCAUCAUUGGAGCGGAAGGCACUCCCUACCACGAUGGUCUAUUCUUCUUUGAUGUCUUCUUCCCCAGUGGCUAUCCUAAUGUACCACCGCAUGUCUACUACCACUCUGGUGGCCUUCGACUGAAUCCUAAUUUGUACAAUUGCGGGAAAGUAUGCCUCAGUCUUCUUAACACAUGGGCUGGAAACAAGAAUGAGAAGUGGAUACCGGGUGUCUCAACUAUACUACAAGUUCUUGUCUCGAUACAAGGGUUGAUCUUGAAUGCAAAGCCCUAUUUUAAUGAGCCUGGAUAUGCACAUAUGAGUGGCUCAGCCUCUGGUGAAAUGAAGUCCCAGCAUUACAAUGAGGAAGUGUUUAUUCUCUCAUUGAGGACAAUGAUUUACACAAUGAGGAGGCCACCAAAGCCUUUUUUGGUCUUUGUUCUGGGACAUUUCUGCAAUCGCGCGCACGAUAUUCUGGUGGCAUGUAAAGCAUAUAUGGAUGGUGCUCAAGUAGGAUGCUUGGUCAAAGGUGGGGUGCAGGACGUUGAUGUUAGCGACAAGAGCUGCUCAAGAGGGUUUAAGAGUAUUUUGGCCGGGUAUGUGGAUAUGCUUGUGAAAGCAUUUAUCAAAAUCGGGGCCGAGGACUGUGAGAAAUUCCUUUCAACUGCAAUGAAUGGGAACAAGCAGGAGUCUGACAUGCCCAAGGCUGCAGCACGAGCCUUUUCUUUGUGAAAGACUAAUUGAGACGUGAAACAAACUGUCUUACAUCCAUGACAUGCGACUUAGGCUUCUGAUUUUAUUUUGAAGACUAUAGAGUUAAAUUAAAGAGUACCUACAUUCGUACCUUUGGGUUGAGGACAUAAUUUUGGGUGCUGUAUAUAGCUGCAGAUAUGGAUGGGCUUACAGAGACGGACUAAUUAAAUUGGGAUGAAGCCGGAUUCCCCUGUAAGUUACUUAUAGAUCUCGGUUUUCAUCUUGAAUAGACUUCAAUCCUCAACUUCUUAUAUUUUAUACCCCGAGGGUACACUUAAAAGAUCAUGGACAUACUUCUAGAUAUGGAUGGGAUCAUUAAAGCAGUCCAAUUCUUAA